UCUUCACUUCCUCCCCUCUUAAUCAGAUAGAGAGAAAAGAAAGUGCAAUGGCGCUCAGUUCUAGAGGGAGAACGACAGAGUUUGGGGUUGUAUCAAGGAAGUGGAAAGAGAGGGAAAUAAGCCCAGAAAGAAACAAAGUCUGGAUUGAACCCAUGCCUCACAACAACAACAACAACAACAAGUCUUCCAAUACUGAAAGAAAAGUUGCUGUUGUUUACUAUUUGUCUAGAAAUGGUCAGCUGGAACACCCUCAUUUCAUGGAAGUUCCUCUCUAUUCUAAUGAUGGGCUCUAUCUCAAAGAUGUAAUCAACCGCCUAAACCUCCUUCGAGGCAAAGGCAUGGCUGGUCUAUUUUCUUGGUCCUCCAAACGGAGUUACAAAAACGGCUUCGUUUGGCACGACUUAGCAGAGAACGAUUUCAUUUAUCCAUCUCACGGCCAAGAAUACGUUCUCAAAGGAUCCGAGAUUCUCGACCACACGAUAAGCUCUCAAGCCCUCGAACUAACGUCUUCUUCUUUUCGAUUACCAAAACCGCAAGAGUCUCAAAAGUCAGAGAACGAGCAUGAUUUUCCGUCAAUCAGACGCCGGAGGAAUCAGUCUUGGAGUUCCAUUGAUCUCCAUGAAUACAAAGUUUACAAGGCUGAGUCGAGCUCUGAGUCAACUCGGAGACUCGCUGCUGAUGCGUCGACUCAGACUGAUGAGAAGAGGAGAAGAAGAAAACAGGCGGUGGUUAAGGAAGCGGAUAUUGAAGAGCUGCAAACUCAGAGUCAAAGUCAAGAGUUGGAGCAGAAUCAGACUACGGAGCUGAGCGUGGAAGAGAUUUCACCUCCACCGUCGGAUUCGAGUCCGGAGACAUUGGAAUCCUUGAUGAAAGCUGAUGGACGGUUGAGAUUGUGCAAUGGUGGUGAUAACGAAGAUAACUUGAAUCGGACUGCUGAGAGUUGCCCAAGUGGGAGAAUGAAGGCGUCGUCCGUUUUGAUGCAGUUGAUAUCAUGCGGUUCGAUUUCGUUUAAGGAUUGUGGCCCCAGCUCGGAGGGGGAUGAAGGGUUCUCGUUGAUUGGGCACUACAAAUCAAGGUUGCCACGCGGAGCAGGGAAUUGUAAGCAGGUCGGGAAAGAAGCAGGGAUUGAGAGGGAAAUCGGGAGCUUCUCAAGGGUAAGCUUGGAAGAUAAAGAAUAUUUUAGUGGGAGCUUGAUUGAGACCAAGAAAGAGGAUCUUCCUGCCUUGAAGAGAUCUUCUUCUUACAAUGCUGAUAGGAGCUCGCAGUUGCAGUUGGAAGAAAAGGAGAUAGACGGAGUGCGUGCAAAGUGCAUACCAAGGAAGCAGAAAACUGUGUCAACGAAGAAAGAAGGCAACAUAAUCGCAGAUAGCUGUGGUGGUGAAAAUGGAAGCAAUAGUCAAAUGGGAAGCAAAAGGCAUGAUGUCUAGAUUAUCAUUGUUCAUUGGAACUUAGCAAUGUGAAUUGUACUAGUUCUUAGUUUUGUAACAAACAGAGAGAAGUGAAUGACAAUGGAAAGAUAUUAUAGGCAAAGUAUGCAGCAAUGUAUUGCAAGCUACGGCAAGGUGAGCCCGCUCAAUGAGAGGAGCAGUAAGGUUGGGGAAUCUUGUAAAGCUCUCUUGUUGAAGCGUGUAAAUUUGUCCAUUUCAGUUUGGAGCUUUCAGCUAAGGUCAACUUAUGGUGCCUUGGUUUUUGAGGGAGUAACUGAGUGGGUUCAAUUUGUCUUAAUUUCGGUGUAUUUGCACUAACAUCUAGUAGUUUUAGGUCCUUUUUUGACUCAAGUUGAUUUGACUUUGAGACAUGGGAAAUGGAAUUUCAUCUUAGGUAUUAUCAUCUGCUUUGGUCUUUGGCUCCAUUGCGGGAAAGUUGUCUUCUUCAUGGCUGGCCUGACAUGGAGAUUGGAGAUGUGAAACUUGAAGAAAGUACACCAUGAAAGUUCCAACAUUUGCUUUGCAAAUUUCCACUACCAUUUGGCAGAUCUUCGCCAUUCAAUGUUCACUGUCCUUGCAAUUCAAUAUUUUAAGAGAGUUGGAUGGCGUAAUAUCUGGUAUUGAACAAUCUGUUUAGCUACUGUCCAUGUGAACGAGCCUGAAAGCUUGCAGUUUUGAUGAUUCCAGAUCAAUACCCUUUUACAAAUCGGAGAAAAAAAAAAUCGAGACAGCUUAUAGUGAAAGAUAAAUGAAAAACGAGCCAUGGUUUUGUACACUCAAAGUUGUGCGUAAAGGAAGAAUCCAUGGCCAAUUGC
Durio zibethinus is the source of this 2242-nucleotide messenger RNA. Its product is annotated as protein SOSEKI 5. NCBI's taxonomy places the organism in Eukaryota, Viridiplantae, Streptophyta, Magnoliopsida, Malvales, Malvaceae. The record is from RefSeq and is a predicted model, not a curated record.